Messenger RNA from Phlebotomus papatasi, 1792 nucleotides. RefSeq names its product fibroleukin-like. The record is from RefSeq and is a predicted model, not a curated record. The coding region runs from base 1 to 1710 and encodes 569 amino acids. The transcript has 3 exons. Lineage: Eukaryota; Metazoa; Arthropoda; Insecta; Diptera; Psychodidae.
AUGUCAAAAAAGUACAUUGUUCUUUUCGCACUUGUUCUCUGCACGAAACUACUUUUGGGUGAACAUCAAGAUGAUGAUACUCCUAAAAAUGAAGAUUUAACAUCAAUUCGGGCAUCUAUUCAAUCAAUUCAGAGUGCUGUUGACAAUCUCAAUGGGAUUUUCUUGCACAAUCUUGAGCCAAAACUUAUGAUGAUCUUCACACAAACCACAAACUUGGACACCAGCAUAAAAAAUCUGCAAGAAAAAACACAAAAUUGGUAUAUUUUGCAACAUCAUAUCAAUGCAUGGUCAGAUCACAUGAAAUCUAUGGAUAAGAAAAUUGAUCUUCUAAAGUUAGGCCAAGAAAAUGAUUUACCACUAGAGAAGAUAAUUGCAGACUUCGAAUUCAAAGUCAAUCAUAUUUUUGAGAAAGUAGAUAUUUUGAAUGAAAAGAUGCAUGAAAUGCUAUCAAUUUUGUAUCAUUUUAAGAAUCCUAAUGCUAAAAACGAUUCACAUUUGGAGAAAAUCAUUAAAAAUUUAUCAACCAUUGAGAAUCAAAUAAGGACUUUUGAAAGAUUUGUUAAACAAACUAAUGCCGAUAUCUUCAAAAACCUUCCCAAUUCUUCUCAAUUGCCAACUGAAAAUAUCGAGAGCAGAGAAAUGAAGCAAAUUCUUCAGCAUUUAAAAAAUCUCAUGAAGAAAGUUGAUAGUGUGAUAAAUUCUUUAGAAAAGCUAAGCAAAAAUGGAUCAAAUGAGAUAGGUGAUGAAAACCCAAAAAAUUAUGAUAGAGUUCUGCAGAAUCUUAAGUCAAUUGACGAGAAAUUGGAUGAUCAAAUCAAUUUUGUCCAGACUGGUUUUGAUAGAUUUGAAGAAGUGAUCUACAAAAUCCAAAAGAUCUUCGAAGAAAACUUUUCUGCACUGAAAAAAUCCUGCACAAGUACAAAUAUUACAUCUUCUCCGAUUGAAUCUGACAAAGCUAUCAUUAAUGAAUUCAGACAGCCCUUUAAAUCUUCAUGCCACGAAGUGGAAGUAAGAAAAAACGGAGUCUACCACUUUGGUCUCUAUGAUCAGCCAAAUGAUAAUGGGAAAUUGUACAAUAGAAGACUCUGUGAAUUUGCUACAACCGGACCAGCAUGGACUGUUAUUCAAAGAAGAGGAAAUUUCCCUAUCAAUGAGAAUUUCAACAGAUCCUGGAAUGACUACAAAUAUGGAUUUGGAAGCCUUGAGGGUGAAUUUUGGUUUGGAAAUGACUUUAUUCAUCAACUAACAAAUGAGGAAGAUCAAGAACUUCGUGUAGAACUGGAAGAUUUUGCGGGAAAUGCUGUUUGGGCUGAAUAUCAUACAUUUUAUGUUGGUGCAGAGGAAUCUCUCUAUCAUCUGGAGAUAAAUGGCUAUCGUGGAAUUGUUCCAGACUCUCUUCUCUAUCACAAUCUUCAGCUAUUCAGCACUUUUGACCGAGACAAUGAUAAGAGCAAUGCAAAUCUUCUGCCUUGUGCUUUGUCUUUUGGCAGUGGCUGGUGGUUCCGGGGAUGUGGUGAAUCCAAUCUCAAUGGGAAGUAUUUUACUGAGCCAAGGAGUGGAAAAUUCACUGGCAUUCUUUGGGAACACUGGUUGGGAAAUUAUUCUUUAAAAUCGGCCAAAAUGCUCAUUAGACCACGUCAACAGAAUUCUACUCUGUGGGAGGAUGAAUAUAAAUCCAAUCGAACAGUUCAUCUUGAGGAAGAUCCUUAAAAAUAUAUACUAAAAAAAUUAUUAUUAAUAUGUCUUGGUUUAAACAUGUUGCAAAAUUAAAUAAAAUAAUAAAAUAAACAAA